Molecule: messenger RNA, 609 nt
Organism: Strongyloides ratti
Lineage: Eukaryota; Metazoa; Nematoda; Chromadorea; Rhabditida; Strongyloididae
Exons: 2
Coding region: 1-609 (202 amino acids)
Source: RefSeq, a predicted model, not a curated record
AUGAAAGUAUGUCAAAAAAGUAUAUUUAAAAAAAAAUUAAUACACCUUUUUUGGAUCUUGACUACAACUGAUGUCAAGAAACUAUCUUUUGAAUACAAAAAAAAUGAAUUUAAUACAAAUUGUAUUUCUUUAAAUGUUACAUAUAAAAAUUUGGAGAAUACUUCUUUGGAAGAUAAUUUAAUAAAAUCAAGUAAUAAUCAUUGUUCAUCUUUGUCAACAAAAUUCAAUAGACAUUCAAAUUUUAAAAAUUUAGAGAACAUUGAAAAUGAUUCAACUUUAUCUGAUUUAAUGUCUUGUAGAUUUGUAAACUCUCAAAUAAAAUGUGAUGGAAAUUGUAACAAAGUAAAUUCUAAAAGAAAAAUGAAAGUAUUUGGUAUUUGUGAUCAUGUAAUUUGUAAAAAUUGCCGUGAUCAGUAUAAAUAUGUUUUCAAGAUGUUUAACCUUAAACCCUCUUGUACUAAUUUACAAUGCUUAACAAGUGUCUUGAUGACCAUAUUAAAAGAAAAAAAUGAACACUUUUUUCAAGAAUGUUGUAAACUUUAUAACAAUGAAGAUUAUAAAAAAAUAUUGAAAAAGAUAAAUAAUAUCUACAAAGAAAAACUUUUAUAA